UAAAUUCUAGUUCGAUGUUUUUAGGUCAAGCCUUUGAUUUAACAAGACUUUCUUUCUGAUGACCGUAUUCUUUCUACUGUUCUUGUUGCUUGCACUAAGAAGCCAAAAAGCGCUGGGAAACAUUAUAAUAAUUUAUUUACAUUUUAUACUGUUUACCUUCACACAUCUGCUUCAUCUGCUCUCUAGACCUUUAAAGACGCUCUAUCGAAAAAUCGAUCUUCGACCUCGGACCAGUCAGCAAACCAGUAAUCCUGCUGCUCGACGUCGAUUACUCUGGCCUUGAUAGACUGCUACUUUUUUUUAUUUCAGGAACUGAGUCCAGUUAGGCAGUUGUCAACAGGCUGAGCGAGAAAACAAGUCGUCGCUUCAACUUGUUACGUGGAGCUCAUAAUACAAACGUUCAAACGUUACCGUACUGAUAAAAGACUUUUGAUUUGCUUUGGAAGUUCGGUUUUCCUCGGUGUUUCCAGACAGAAAUGUUAUUUGGAUACGAAUCCCCCCCAAGCACCAUGAACAUGUGAAACUUGACUCUCCAGUAGGCAGAUGCAAGUCCCAGGCUGGAUUGAAUGGCACUGAGGAUACAAGCUUUGAGAAACACCAAGGGAAGACUUGUUUUGCACUCAAACAGUUUACGAUUGAAGGCCAUGGAUUCCAUCAUAAGUGUGGGCCUACAGUUACACUUCAGGGCCCAGAGGAAAAAGCCCUGAAGUGUGGAUGGGGGAGGCAAUAGGAGCAAGGCAUUCUACAGGUUUCUUUGCACACAUUGACCUCAAGACUGCGACUCAGUGGGAGUACUGCAAUGACUAGCCAGCAUCCUAGCCAUGCAGAGAGUUCUCACUCCACAAAAAAACAGCCACCCGCUGUGUCCCCCAUGCUCCAUGUCCAGCGAUCGCCUUCAAAGGAGACCAUCACCAUCCACUUCUCAGCUUUUGGGAAGGAGGAAGAGGAGGAGGAAGAAGAGCUGUACAUGACAACUGUCUCCACUACCUCAGCUGCUCAGGAUGACUCAAAUAUUGUGACAGCCUUAGAAGCAAGGGAGGAGAUGUUCGAAGGGGUGCCGUUGGACUCUACAGCCGAGGUUGCUGUCAUUCCUGAAUCAUCCAGACUUCCUUUACUUUCUAGACAUCACACUAACAGUUCUCCCACACAGACUUCGUCAUCAUGUACUGCUGAGCAAAAAGGCUCAACUUCCAAUUCCUCUCCCAGUAAAUCUUUGAGCUUCCCUUCAAGUGACAAACCCUUCCUCAGCUUAGUGAAGUCUCUCUCCUCUGACAUGGAGUCUCGCGAUGGGAUCCCUUCUGUUGCUGCUUCUACAGUAAGGCAUAGGCACCUCAUGAAGACUCUUGUCAAAUCUUUGUCUUCAGAUACAUCCCAGGACUCAUCGUCCUCCUCUUCCUCCUCCUCCACUCCCUACCGUCUUCCAGAACCUCGCCUUAACCUGCAACUUUUCAAGCAAUUCACACAGUCCCGGACGUCGUCUGCUGCCGUGUCAUUGGCUGGUGAUUCUAAAACUGCCCCUUCCUCUCCUUUAACCUCACCAGAAAACCGCAGCUUCUUCAAAGUCUCAGAAGUCGAGGCAAAAAUUGAAGACACUAAACGCCGUCUCUCUGAGGUCAUCUCUGAGCCUCUCCAGCUGCUGAGUAAGAUCAUGGAUGAAAAGAGUGGCAGUUUAGUCAGUAGCAGCAUUUACCGGCCCAAGGUCCUCUCUGCCAGUGCUACAGAACUCUCUAACAUUACUGCUGUCAAUGGUCAUCUGGAGAGCAACAACAAUUACUGCAUCAAAGAAGAAGAAGGAGGUGACUUGGAGGCUGAAAACCCUAACAGUGGGACCUCAGGUCCUGCUGAAUCUCCUAUUCUCCUUUCUGUUGACACUAAGAGUCCCAACAAAUCAUCUUUACUUUCCAUGUCACUGGACAAAUGCUCUAUGUCUGCUCUUGCUAAACAAGAGGAUGAGGACUAUUGCAUUCUGUGCAAAGAGGACUUUGAGAAUUGUACUGACACAGAAGCUGAUGUGGGUGAUAGAACUGAUGAUACUGGAACCUGGAGUCAAACUAAAGUGCCACUGAGUGGUAGUACUGAACCAUGCAGUGAAGAUGAAUCUGAAAGUAUUGAGCCAGUGCCUACUGUUCCUCAUUAUACUCUCACCAUCCUUACUCUACUGGUCUAUGGGUAUUUUGUAUUACCUUUGCCCAGUUACGUAGGAGGAAUGUUUCUUGGGAUUGGCCUGGGAUUCCUUUUAGCCAUUGGUGUUGUGUGGUUGACAGGACCAGAAACUUCGAGCAGUAGUUUUAGACAUUCUAGACACCAUCGGAAGCUGUGGAAUCUGCCAAAGUUGCACAUUAAGGAACCAGAAAUCUAUAAGGGCUGGAUGAAUGAGAUAUCGAGCUAUGACCCAGAGACAUACCAUGCCACACUGACACACUCUGUGUUUGUCCGGUUGGAGGGCUCUAUCAUCCGUCUGUCUAAACCCAACCACAACAUCGCCCGCCGUGCUACACACAACGAACCAAAACCUGAUGUCACCUACAUCAGUCAGAAGAUUUAUGACCUCACCAACAGCAAAGUACAUUUAGUGCCUCAGAGUCUAGCCAGGAAGCGCUUAUGGAACAAAAAAUAUCCCAUCUGCAUUGAACUUGGCAGACAGGAUGACUUCAUGUCAAAGGCUGAAGGUGACAGGUGGGAGGCCAGUGAGAGCUUCAACACACGGGACAGAGGAGAGGGGGCAACUGGAGGACAGGAGCGAGGCUCAUCUUCGUCCAGCAGAGAUCUGACCCUCUAUCUGUUUGGAAGGACUGGGAGGGAGAAGGAGGAGUGGUUUCAGCGCUUUCUAUUAGCUUCCAAGCUCAAGGCGGACUUGAAGAAAGCUUCAAGUGUUGUGGGGACUAAGAGCGCUCUGAGCUGUCACAGUCGCAGCAGCAGCCGCAGCAGUCUAGAUGAGGUACUGGCCUCUCAGCCCAGGUCAAAGGACUCCUCACCCUCCUUAACAACAGCAGGCAGUGCCAAAGUCAAGCCGCUACUGGACUACAGUGUAUACAUGGCCUCCAUACUGCCAAAGCAGGUAGCAGUCAGCCCUAUGGCUGCCAGCCCUGCACUCCUCAGUCCUCAGAGCAGCCCUGGAGCUGAUAAGAAGCUUCAGAGCACCACUUCAGCUCAGGUGCAGCCCAGUGGGGAGGAGGAGGAUGAUACUGUUGCCUGGGUGAAUGCAGCUCUUGGCCGGGCCUUCUGGGACUGCCUGAGUGAGCCCUACUGGGCUGAACUAGUCUCCAAGAAGAUUCAGAUGAAGCUCAGCAAGAUACGAUUGCCUUACUUCAUGAAUGAGUUAACCCUGACAGAACUGGAUAUGGGUUCGGCCACUCCCAGAAUCCUUCGGGCAUCCAAACCCUCCAUUGACUACCGAGGUCUGUGGUUCGACCUGGAGAUAUCCUACAGUGGGUCCUUCCUGAUGACCCUGGAAACCAAGAUGAACCUCAUUCGCCUGGGAAAAGAGGGAGAAGGUGUCCGCUUUGGAGAAUUUGGCAAAGAUGGAUACAGGCCACGUACUUACUGCCUAGCCGAUAGUGAUGAGGAGUCAUCCAGUGCAGGCUCGUCUGAUGAGGAAGAUUCCUCAGAACUCUCAAAUGACGCUGCUGGAGCUGAGGGUUGGGCUGGAGGCCACAAACCCAGCAAGAUCAUGCGCUUCGUGGACAAGAUCACAAAGUCCAAAUACUUCCAGAAGGCGACAGAAACGGAGUUCAUCAAAAAGAAAAUGGAGGAAGUGUCCAACACACCGCUUCUGCUCACUGUGGAGGUGCAGGAACUCCAAGGAAUGCUGGCUGUCAACAUUCCCCCUCCACCCACCGACAGGAUAUGGUAUGGCUUUAGGACACCGCCUCACCUGGAACUGAAGGCACGACCCAAACUGGGAGAAAGAGAAGUCACUCUCGCUCAUGUUACAGACUGGAUAGAGAAAAAACUGGACCAGGAGUUCCAGAAAAUCUUUGUAAUGCCAAACAUGGAUGACGUAUGGCUAACUAUCAUGCAUUCUGCCAUGGACCCACGCACAGCCGGUGGACCAUUAGUUGGUCCCGCAGUUGACCCAGAGCCUUCCCAGGCAGAGAGGGACAGCACAACCCAGCCAUGAAGAUUGUUUACAGUAUUUCCUAGAGCUUAUGAAGUCUUGAAAUGGUAACUGGAACCAAAGUCCAUAGGUCAGACGCUAAUACAAAUACAUUCCCACAGUGUGUGAGUUUCUCAUUUACCAGAUGAAUUUUAAUGGAAUAAGAUAGAGUUGUCCAAGGAAACACUAAACAAACUAUUGCUUGCUGCUCUGUCCGUUAGUAUUUAUCUUGCCUGAAGAAAAGGCUUUUGUCUUUGAAGGAUUUAUGUAACAGUAAGAACCUACUGAAUAGGGGAUGAAAUAUGAAGAGAGUCAUGUUUGGCUCAGAAUUGGGGUUGCGAAUAUAUUGAAAUAGAUAAAUACAUAAUGUUCUGUAAUGUCCAUUGAUGUAAAGCAUUCACCAGAUACCUUACAGUCGAUUCUGCAAAGGCUAGAGAGUGGAAAUAAAGCAUGCUAUCCCUGUAUGAUAGUAUGUUGACAAUGAGAGGUGUUUCAUAUUGAAUGAUUAGUGUGUGACUGCAAGUUGUUGAUUCCAUUGUGGAGAAAUAAUAAAGUGUAAGCAGGUUAACAAAGUGUACUGGAAAAGCUCAGAUACUUGAUGUUAGGUUUAUGUACUUUGUCAUAAAACUAGAGAUGCACCGAUACUGAUGUCAGGUGUCAUUCCGAUACUUACUCAGUUGGUUGGAUCCGCUAUCAAAUAAUAUUAUUUUAAUAGAUAAUAAUUCAGUACAUUGACAUUUAUGUUUUAAUUGUUACAGCUUAUCAUGCAAAGUUAAUUAAGCAAUGUUUACGUCAACCCAAUGUUGCCUUAUACAUAACAGAAUGAUCCCAGUGGCUUCCACAGAGAGGCAUACACUUCAUUAAUUAUACUCUGGUAUGGGAUCAGUACUCAAUAUGGGUCAAGUCCAAAGGCUUAGGUGUCAGAACUAAAAAAAUCAGAUCAGUGCAUCUCUACGUGAAACCUUUAAGUGGCUUUAUGUCUGCAGGUUUUUAUAUGGUGUUAGCAGUUAACAGUAUUCAUUUGUGCUGUGACCACACCCUUAACACCUCCCUUCAUUUGCCAAAACCUCCUUUUUAUGCCAAUGAUACCCUUAUCCAUGUCUAUAUGGAAAUAAAGUUUAAGAGUAGCCAUACAUUACCUAGGAAAAGUGUAAUUCAUUAUGAAAAUUCCAUAACACGAAAAGGGGAAUGAUUGAAAGGCUACAGUACGCUGCAGUAUGAUAUGAUGUAUAGAUAUCAUGUAAAAGUGUAUAUCUAGUGAGAAGUACAAGGCCUCUAACACGUCUGUUGAAUGUAUGUAUGGAUAGUAUUUGAUUCCUGUCAUUAUUGAAUGAUAGUUUUGACUGUGGUAUGCAAAUUAUUGCACAAAUAUAAGUGAAGGUUUUCUAUUUGCUUUCAUGUGAUAAACACUAUCAUCUUGCAUAUCUUUUUUCAUGUGUCAUUCAAUCAUUAGGUUUAUGGAGUACCAGUUGGUGUAUUUUUCUGUACAUCAUAUAGACUACUGGUGUUAAUGUUGAUAAUGAUAUUGUUGGAAGUGAAUUUAAAUGGCCAAUUCUGAUAUGUGACAGUGCUUUAAAAAAGACUGUACCUGCCAUACUGUAUGUACAUGAUUAGGUGAAGAUUAAUAAGAAUGUACAUACUGUAUGGUAGAGCAUCUGUUGCCAAGAAUGUAUAUCCUUAUCUACAGGUUUCCUUUCUUAAAAUACGCUUUUAACCCUUUCAUAGUUCUAAGUCCUUUGAUUAGGCCUAUGUUGCCAGACAUAACUCCCCCCCUCCCUCUCUCUCUCUCUCUCUCUCUCUCUCUCUCUGUCUCUCUCUCCCUCCCUCCCUCCCCCCCUCUCUCUCUCUCUCUCUCUCUCUCUCUUUCUCUAUCUCUAUCUCUCUCUCUCUCUCUCUCUCUCUGUCUCUCUCUGUCCCUCCCUCCCACCCCCUCUGCUCAAAGGUACACAUCCUGUUAUGACAUAGCACUGUAAGGUACUAUUUACAAAUGUGCUACAAUACUUGCAUUAACUUUGUUUACAGGAAUUCUUACCUUGUUCUCUCUCUUAGGAUACUGAAGCACUGUAACAUGAAAUGGAUUUUUUUUUUCUGAAUGAUUGUCUUUCCCUUUAUGUCUUGGUUACUUUUUGUUAAGUAUUUGUUUUUGAAUGAUUACAUGAGAUGGGUUGUGGUUGUAUUUUUGUCAACUUCUUUGGAAUAAACAGAAUGAAGUGGGAUUUUUGAGGCUAUAUGAAGAUAUGCUAUGAUUUGUAUUUGUGAAUUAUUAAUGACUUUUUCAAAUUAACAUGUAAUUCUAAGGCCAAAUUCAGCGAUUAUAUAUUUGCCUUAUUUAUAGAGCAAAAUAAAUCUGUCAAUGAAAGCCA
Messenger RNA from Scatophagus argus, 6459 nucleotides. RefSeq names its product testis-expressed protein 2-like. Bases 800 to 4120 code for a protein of 1106 amino acids. Gene Ontology annotation, cellular component: endoplasmic reticulum. The record is from RefSeq and is a predicted model, not a curated record. NCBI's taxonomy places the organism in Eukaryota, Metazoa, Chordata, Actinopteri, Scatophagidae. Gene Ontology annotation, molecular function: lipid binding. The transcript is spliced from 14 exons.